UGGUGCUGAUAACCGUGCAGUGCGCGGCGCGAGCGCAACUGCCAACUCAGUCCCCUCUCGGUUGUCGUGUGGAAUGGACGUAUUGUCGUUCACAAUAUCGGUUAUUCAAAAAAUCUCAGUGAUGUGAUAGACGAACGUGAAAUGUGUAGGUGAAUGAGUGCCUAGAAUUUCCGUAUAUUUAAUGUGUUCGAGGGAUGCUGUCUAUGCGGAGAUCUUACCUAUACCGUUGUGUCGCGCUCCGAUGAUUCGGUUAAUAACUCGUAGAUCUACAGUGACUGUGUAAUAGUGGCUUUGCUAAGAUUUAGCGCCGUGGAAAGUUCACUUACCUUGGAACGGCUAAAGGAUACUAUUAGAAGCAUAACUGUGAUAUGUUACUGUGAAUAGAAUGGUACAUUGCAUCUAGUUUAGUGAAUAAGAGUGUGACAUGCUUUGUCAUUGAUGAUGGAGAGGAAAUUGACUCGUGAGGACUUCAUGCGGAAAAGCUUCCGCGCCCCUAGGGUGUCUCCGGCUCCCGAAAAUCCAGAACCAGCUGUUAAUGGGGCACCACCCCCUUCGCCGGUUUCUCUAGCUAUGUUGGAAAGAGUUCCACCUCAAAGAACACAGUAUGAAAUCACCUCGGCAGGUAUUGCUCCCAAAAGGUUAGAAAUUAGUAGAGCACACCCGAUCCACUUAAAAUCAUUCCAAGCACCCGAACCGCCCGAUGAAAAUGCACCGACACCACCGUCCGACGAAGUGUUACGAAAACUGGAAAGACAAAUUGGUGAAAUGGAACGAGGAUUGGAAAGAGCACAAAAUGGGAAGGUGGCAGUCGAUGAGAGAGUUCGGUACGCAGAACACGAGAAUCUUUUGCGUACUGGAGUUUCCUCUGUUGGUGGCGGUGGCUAUUUGGCGGCGGAUUCUGAUACGGAACAUGAUGUGGCACCAUUUAAUAGAAACGAAAGCACGAGGAGCAGCACUGGUGGUGCCACUCCCGUUUCCCGUCCAGCCACCAGACUAGCCAGAACUAAUUCCGAUACCCAACAGCAUUCUGUAGCCGCUACCGCUAGACUAAUGAGAAAACUUGCUGAUGGUGGUACUAAAGACGAAAAGGUUAAAGUGAUUUCGCGUAAAACGCUUCAUGCUCACAUGGAGCGUGUUAAGAACUCUGUCGUAGGGUCCAAGAAUGAGCACAGAGUGCUCGCGGAACAUAGAGCUGAUCCGCCUUCUCCGAGAACACCUACAUCACCUGUUUCACCCAGAUCUUCAACACAGGUGAAGUCGUCGUCGACGAAGAUGGGCGGGGGAGGUGGCGGUUCCGCGGAGGGCGGUGGCACGCGCGUCUCCCGCUCGCGCGCCUCCGAGGAACCACAUAUCGGAAAGUACAAGUUACUGAAGACGAUCGGCAAAGGCAACUUCGCGAAGGUGAAACUGGCGAAGCACGUGCCCACAGGCAAAGAGGUGGCCAUCAAGAUAAUCGACAAGACACAACUCAAUCCCGGCUCCCUGCAGAAACUGUUCAGAGAGGUGCGGAUAAUGAAGAUGCUCGAUCACCCAAACAUAGUGAAGCUGUUCCAAGUUAUAGAAACAGAAAAGACAUUAUAUCUCGUCAUGGAGUAUGCUUCAGGUGGAGAGGUGUUCGACUAUUUAGUAUUACACGGACGCAUGAAGGAGAAGGAGGCGCGGGCGAAGUUUAGGCAAAUAGUAUCCGCGGUGCAGUACUGCCAUCAGAAACGGAUUAUACACAGAGAUCUCAAGGCGGAGAACUUACUUCUGGACGGCGAGAUGAACAUAAAGAUCGCGGACUUUGGUUUCUCGAACGAGUUCACGCCCGGAGCCAAACUGGACACAUUCUGCGGCAGCCCGCCCUACGCCGCGCCGGAACUGUUCCAAGGUAAAAAAUACGACGGUCCCGAAGUGGACGUGUGGUCGCUCGGCGUCAUCCUGUACACGCUAGUCUCUGGUUCGCUUCCCUUCGACGGCACCACGUUACGGGAGUUACGAGAACGUGUCUUGAGAGGGAAAUACAGAAUACCGUUCUAUAUGUCGACCGAUUGCGAGAACCUCCUGAAGAAAUUCCUGGUACUGAAUCCAGCCAAGCGUGCCUCGUUGGAGAGCAUCAUGAGGGACAAAUGGAUGAACACCGGAUACGAGGACGAUGAACUCAGGCCGUAUAUAGAACCUCAGCAGGACUACAAGGACCACAAGCGGAUAGAGGCGCUGGUGUGCCUGGGUUACAACAGGCAAGAGAUAGAAUACUCUUUGGCGGAGGCGAAAUACGAUGAUGUUUUCGCCACGUAUCUACUGCUCGGAAGGAAAAGUACAGACCCGGAGUCGGACGGUAGCCGGUCGGGCUCGUCCCUGUCGCUGCGCACCGCCGCCGCGCCGCCGCCCGGCGCCGCGCAGGCCGCGCAGCCGCAGCACGUGGGUACAACGACGAGUGCCUCGAACAAUACUACAGCCACAUCCACCACAACGACCACGAAUUUUAAGAGACAGAACACAAUUGACUCGGCUUCCAUUAAGGAAAACACAGCACGGAUCGCACAAAUGCAGGUGGCUAGUUCUACGCGGCCCACGAGCGCUCAGCCGAAACUGGAGGCGCGGUCGCGCACGCUCACCGGCGGCCGCGCGGCGCCCCACCACGCGACCAAACCCGACCCGCCGCACGAACAGACCGGUUUGAACUCUGCAUUAACGACGGGCAGUAACGCAGCGAGCGGGGGCGCGCGCCGGGAGUUCCCCAACAAUAACCCGCUUGUGUUCCCGAGGAACGUGCCUUCCCGAUCCACCUUCCACUCAGGUCAGACGCGGUCGCGGGGCGCGAGUGCGGGCGGCGCGUACGGUGACGGCGGGUCGCCUCACCAGGCGCGGCCCUCCUUCUUCUCCAAGCUCUCCUCCAGAUUUUCCAAACGGCCAUUGGACGGUUCAACCCCGAAGCAUGCAGUAGGAGCUAGCCCACAAACCAUGCUUGGGCAAGGUAACGAGGAGCAGGUGAAGCCGCGUGUGCUACGGUUCACGUGGAGUAUGAAGACCACAUCGUCCAGGGAUCCCAAUGAGAUCAUGGCGGAAAUACGCAAGGUGUUAGACGCAAACAACUGUGACUACGAGCAACGCGAGCGGUUCCUCUUAUUGUGCGUGCACGGCGACCCUAAUGCGGACUCGCUCGUACAAUGGGAGAUCGAGGUGUGCAAGCUGCCUAGACUGUCGCUCAAUGGCGUACGCUUCAAGAGGAUAUCCGGCACGAGCAUCGGCUUCAAGAACAUUGCGUCCAAGAUCGCGAACGAGCUCAAGCUGUGACUGCCCGGGAAUGCCCCGCGCCGGCGCCGCCGCCGCCGCGCCUCCCCCCCGCAGCCGCGCGCGCCCCCCGGGCCCGGCCCCGCGCCCCCCGGCCCCGCCCCCGCGCCGCGCCUGCUCGCCCCCGACCCGCCCUCCUCCAGCGACGACCGCGACUCGCCCCCGCCCCCGCCGCCGCCGCCCCCGCCCCGCACCGACUCCCUCCGCCUCUCGGCCGAAGACAUGGUCUUCGUGGCGAACGGCGGCAUGAGAACACCGUCAGGUGCGUUAGCCCAUUUCCUCGCAGCCUACACUCCCGCGGAACUGUCUUUAGCCCGGAGUGAUUAUCUCCGCCCCCCGCCUUCCCCCCGAACUCAGCUCCUCCCGACUCCGCAGCCUCGCUCCUCUCUAUCUUUGCGAACGGAGAGCGUCGACGUCGAAAGAUCUCGCACUCUCCGGCCGAAGAUGCAGCACCAGUCGUACUCCUACAGCGUUCACACCCUGAGGCGGCAACCACGCGCUCGUUCUCCCCCCUGCGAUUGUUUGCCCACUGAUCCUAUUCCCCCGCCGGAGCUGUUUGAUUUUUAAACUUCGCUCUUUGGACGCGCAGAAAAAAAAAUUGUGAACAGUUGAAUUUCGAACUUUGGAUCUCCAGAAAGAAUUGUGUCGAUUUCUUUUAUCAAACUCCCAACCCGACUUGUUAUUUAGGUUAUGCUUUUCAGUUCGAUGAUGGAAUUUCGAAAUCUACCAAACGUCGUCGCCGCCCCGGGUAUCUUUCGAAUUUCAUAUUUUUGAAGAUCGAAUGAUCUGUAAAGGUUUGAUCGAAAAUCGAUUGAAAAUAAAUAACGAUACGUGCGUGCUGUUGUGAUUGCGAUCGAACGGUCGUAUCAUUCGAUUUUGUUUUUAAAUGAACCGAUUAAUAUAAAUAAGCGGCCGCGCUCGAGUCGAUCAUGAUCAUCGACCUUCUAACGAGACGGUGGUUUCCACCGAGCUAGUGAAUGAAAUGGUGACUUAAGAUGUUUUUAAUUUAAAUUAUCGAUAGAAUAAAUAGUGUUGGACGAUCGAGAAAAGGUUUCAAUGUGCCAAUUGAAAACGUACAGAAGGUGAUGUGUAUGGUUCACAGAUUGUGACUAUAUGAUCGGUAAAAUGAAAAAAAAAAACCGAUGCUUUUUCUCUUUUUUAAUUGUAAUUGUAAACUAAAUUCGAUUAUUUAAAGGUUUAAAUGUGAAUCCGCUCUCAAUUUACGCCACUUGUAAUAUAAUUUUUACUUGUUACAAUGAAUUUCUAUAUUUUCUUUUAUUUUUCUUUUUUUCUCUGUAGAUAAGUCGGCCGUCGGACGACAAGCGCGCCGUUUGUUCCGAACACUUAUUUCUUGAUUUUUUUAAUUGUUUUUGAUUAUAAUUUCAAAGCGUUGUCGAUGUUAUGAAAUUGCAAUUUUUUUCUUAAAAGACAUUUUUGUGCCGGCAUGUCGCCCGUCGGCCAUUCGUGCUAUGCUUACCUUAUUGCGUAUUUACGUAUUUUUAAUCAUAUUGUAAUAAUGUACAAAGUGAGUUUACGCUCAAGAAUACAAUUUAGCGUUAGUAAAUUAAUUAUAUAUUUUUUUCCAAUUAUAAUGACAAAUAAAAAUAUACAAACAAAAAAAACAAUAUGGCUGUCGUCGAAUAGCGAUAUUAAUGUUCAUAAUGUAUCGAUAUAAUUAUGUCAUUGUAAGUCAGUAUAAUGCCGCCAGUUUAUGUUGAUUCAGUUUAAAAGGCACGGCACGGCUGACGCGUGUUGAACAUAAAAUGGUUGUAUAAUCGCGCGAUCGCCCACCGCAGUUGUCUCUUUCUAAUUGUAAGGCUGAAUUAGAAAGUGUCAAAGUAAUGUUCCCAAUAACUUUAACACAAUCUAGAUGCAUCGUAGGGUUUAUAUAUAAAAUAACUUCACUAAUUGAGGAUAUUAGACGUGUACUGUAUUUGUGAUGAAAGUAUUAUGGACUUUGUAGUUACAUAGCAAUAAUGUUCUUUGUUCAUCGUGUCAAAUUUGAAUGUGUCCCUCCUUCUUUAUUUGUACUUUAAAUAACCCGUUUGGAACGCAUUUUCAGCCUGCAAUUUGUUCAUUAACAGUUUUCGGUUUUUGUGAUUUGGUGUGAUACGCUUUCAUUUUCUAUAUGUGUGUGAUGUUUCGCAUACUUACUAGGUGAUAAAUAAAUAAAUAUAUAUAAAAAAGAAUAGUUUGUAUGUACGUACGUAACGUGUAAGCUGUGCGGCGAUCGCGUCCCUUUUUCUAUAAUAUAAUUAAGUGUAGUGUUAUACUUUUACAUGAAAUCACAAAUCUGACAUUCUCGUUGAGUUCAGAAGUUCCGUCGCCGCCAUUUUGACAAUUCAAUGCAUGUCUUCGUGAUACAAGGUAUUUUUGACUGAGGAUUCGGUGUCGAUAUCGAUAUCGAUAAAAUUGUAUUCGUUACUUCACUAGUUGGACUUUUCUAAAGGAUAUUGUCAUAAUAGUGUAAAAGCAAGGGAAUUUUGUAAAUGUUUACUGUUAAAAAAUGUAUUAUAUAUAAUUAUUACGAUAAAAUAUUUCUCCCUUGUAUUUCCAACGCGAGAUACACUGUAUUUAUGCUCUUCAGUAAUGAAUUUAGGUGUAAAAGUUACUCAUUUGAUGUACUUAGUGUUAAUUUUUUCAUGUUUAUAGUUGUUAUUUAGAUAUUCCUAACAUGAAAUAAGUAAAAAAAUGCAAUAACUUUAACGCCGUGACGCUGUCACUCGCUAGAAAUGAAUCACCUAUAGGUAUAUAUAUAAAAUAUUGCUGUUUUCAAAGAAAGUGGUUACGUACCAGUGAUUACAGGUUUAUGAAACAGUACAAUGUUAAAAAUAAAAAUAUAUUUACAUUACAAUAUGAUCAUAAUAAUAUAACUUGAAUUAUAAAAAACAAAUACCUUCAAAGCAAAAGUACAUAGAAAAGUUUUUUCCGAAACGUAGUUUGAGUUAAAAUGGCGCGUAUCUCGGCGGAAGUGACGUCACACAAGAUGGCGGCGCGGUUCACCCGGGGUACAUAAUACUGUUUACAUACUGUAGUAAUAUAUUUAUAUAUAUAUAUAUAUGAGCUUUGUUUCACGAUAUAAUUUAGUGUAGAGUCGGCGCCUGGGUUUGCUCGGGCCCGGCGCGUGGUACGCCCUUUUGUGAGAUAUUCAAGUGGAAAUAAAUUUUAUUUUUAAUUCCGAAUUGAUU
This is a messenger RNA of Diatraea saccharalis (sugarcane borer), 6461 nucleotides long. Lineage: Eukaryota; Metazoa; Arthropoda; Insecta; Lepidoptera; Crambidae. The record is from the annotation of a GenBank genome assembly.